AUGGGGGCUCUGAAAGCUAUCGAGCCUGAGCCCCGCUCUCCCCGCCGCCCCGGCCCACUGGCCCUGCGACCCCGCUCUCCCCGCCGCCCCGGCCCACUGGCCCUGCGACCCCGCUCUCCCCGCCGCCCCGGCCCACUGGCCCUGCGACCCCGCUCUCCGCGCCGCCCCGGCCCCGCGCCGCCUCCCAUCCUGGCCUCGUCACCCCGCCUCUGCCGUCCGGUGUCCUCCACGUCGGUCCCCACCGGGUCCUUCUCCGACUGCUGGGCGACGGGCAGCCGCGUCCUCCUGUUGCAGACGGUGGACACGGAGUACACGGCGGACUCGGUGGAAUGGUGCCCGCUGGAAGGCUGCAGGCACCUGCUGGCCUGCGGCACCUACCAGCUGCGGAAGCCAGAGGACCAGCCCGCCGACCCGGAGAGCAAGAGCGGACUGGACAUAGACGAGCCUCAGGUCCGUUUAGGACGUCUCUACCUGUAUAGUUUCAAUGAGGACGGCUCUGCUUGCCCCCUGGUUGAGAUCCAAAGAGGAGAUACUUCUGCAAUCCUGGACAUGAAGUGGUGCCACAUCCCGGUGGCCGGCCAUGCCCUCUUGUGUGUGGCAGAUGCUAGUGGAUCCAUAGAGCUGCUCCGCUUGGUGGGAUCCGAGAAUACCUACACACUGCAGCCGUUUUCCACGUUCACCCUGGACAAGCACUGUCUGGCCUUGUCCCUCGAUUGGUCCACUGGGAAAACUGGGAGAGCCAAUGACCAGCCCUUGAAAAUCAUUAGCAGUGACUCCAGAGGGAAGCUCCACCUCAUACGUGUGAACGAGGCGGGGCCCAGACUGCAUGAUGUGGCCACGUGGCAAGCCCAUCACUUCGAGGCCUGGAUUGCUGCUUUCAAUUACUGGCAGACGGAAAUCGUGUAUUCAGGUGGGGACGAUGGCCUUCUGAAAGGCUGGGACACCAGGACCCCUGGCACAUCUGUGUUCACCAGCAAGAGACACUCCAUGGGUGUGUGCAGCAUCCAAAGUAGUCCCCAUCGAGAGAACAUCUUGGCCACGGGAAGCUAUGAUGAGCACGUUCUGCUGUGGGACACUCGGAACAUGAAGCAGCCAUUUGCAGACAUGCCUGUGCAGGGCGGGGUGUGGAGGCUCAAGUGGCACCCUUUCCACUACCACCUGCUCUUGGCAGCGUGUAUGCACAACGGCUUUAAGAUCUUCAACUGCCGAAAGGCAAUAGAGGAGAAGCAGGAAUCAUACACAGUCUCUGUGUCUCAAACAUUGCCCAACUCACUGGUGUAUGGAGCUGACUGGUCCUGGCUCUACUUCCGCCAUCUGCCACAGACCCAGCAGUCAUUCUGCUUAGGGUCCUUUCCCUGCAGCGACCCAGAAGCCGGAACAACAGAAGUCUGUAACCAGAAGGUUGUAGGCCAGUCACCUGCACCCUCUUCUGAUCAUUUAGCAGACAAUGAUGGAGAGGGUCGUACUAGACUCCAGCGGGGAGGCAAACCGAGGUCUUCUUUCCAGCUACUCACAGAGAACUCAAAGAGCAGCGGCCAGCUGCACACUGUGGGGUCGAAAAUCUCUGACGACGACCCCCGUCUGGAAGGAGCAAACUCUGACAGCACUCUUCUAGCCACAUGCUCCUUUUAUGAUCACGUUCUUCGCCUCUGGAAGUGGCAGAACAGCUGAGCUAGGGGAGAGGCUGCUUGGUUUGAAAUAAAGACCAUUUCCACAAAUAAAACCAAGAGUGCAACUUUA
This is a messenger RNA of Equus quagga, 1740 nucleotides long. It is a transcript of the gene DPH7, whose product is annotated as diphthamide biosynthesis 7. The transcript is spliced from 10 exons. Gene Ontology annotation, molecular function: protein binding. Bases 1 to 1671 code for a protein of 556 amino acids. The record is from RefSeq and is a predicted model, not a curated record. NCBI's taxonomy places the organism in Eukaryota, Metazoa, Chordata, Mammalia, Perissodactyla, Equidae.